AUGCAUGAGUCUGGAAGUUUUGCAGCAUCACGUUCUAGACGUGAGAAGAAGUCUAGAAGAGGCCAGCAAGAAGCACUGGAACGUCUGAAAAAAGCCAAGGCUGGCGAAAAAAUAAAAUAUCAGGUUGAGGAGUUCACAGGUGUUUACGAUGAAAUAGAUGAGGAGGAAUACUCCAAGAUGGUCAGAGAACGUCAGGAUGAUGACUGGAUUGUUGAUGAUGAUGGGAUAGGUUAUGUAGAAGAUGGAAGGGAAAUCUUUGAUGAAGAUCUGGAUGAUGAUGCUCUUGGUUCCAGUAAGAAAGGAAAAGGCGGCAAAACAUCUACGCUUGAUAAAAAGAACGUGAAAAAAUCUGUGGUGUCAAAGCCAAACACAAUUAAGUCUAUGUUUAUAGCCAGUGCUGGGAAGACGAACACAGAUAAAACUGUGGACCUGUCAAAGGAUGAUUUACUAGGGGAUAUUCUUCAAGAUCUUAAUGCUGAAACUGUUCAGAUAAGUCCGCCACCAAUUAUAAUGCUGAAAAGGAAAAGGUCUGCUGGAGUACCACUGAAUCCUUUCUCUGUGCAGUCCCAAACUCCUAAGGUAAUCACCCCUAUAUCAAAGAAAGCUCCUGCUCAUCUCAGGAAGGAAGCUCUUCCUCCAGCUUCAUUUCGUCCUAAACAUCCCAAUUACACAGCAAAAUCUGUCAUAGCCUCUGAAAAUGAGGAUACCAAGUAUGUGCAAAAAGCUGCAGAAAAUGGGGGAAUAGUGAAGACAAUAGAAGAGAAAGCUAUUGAAGAUGAUGAUCAGGGAAUGAUGGAUUUUGAUGAGGAGGACUUUGAUGAACCUAUGGAAGCAGAGCAUGUGGAAACUAUACCUGAGACAGCUGAAAGCUUGAAGAGAGACAAGGAAAUUGAAAAGAAAGAGACAGAGCAGCUGGAAUCAGAGAAGAAAGAGACAUCUGUCUUAAGUUGUUCUCUCCCAGAUACCUCGUGUUGGGACAGAGUUGAUGAGGAUGAAGCUGAUGUAGUAGUGGCAGAAGUUCAGCUGGACCCCGAUCUCCUUCCACUGGUGAAGGGGGAAAAUGAUGAUCAAGUCUUAAGAUUUUAUUGGCUGGAUGCGUAUGAAGAUCAGUACAGUCAGCCAGGUGUGGUAUUUUUGUUUGGCAAAGUUUGGAUUGAAUCUGCAAACACCUAUGUCAGUUGUUGUGUGACAGUGAAAAAUAUUGAGAGAACUGUUUAUCUACUGCCACGUGAAACGGAAAUCGACCUGUCCACUGGCAAAGAGACGGAGACUCCAGUAACUAUAAUGAGUGUUUUCAAGGAAUUUAAUGACUGCAUUUCACCAAAGUAUAAGAUCAUGAAGUUCAAAUCCAAG
Messenger RNA from Pelecanus crispus (Dalmatian pelican), 1353 nucleotides. NCBI's taxonomy places the organism in Eukaryota, Metazoa, Chordata, Aves, Pelecaniformes, Pelecanidae. The record is from RefSeq and is a predicted model, not a curated record.